Molecule: messenger RNA, 2040 nt
Organism: Orussus abietinus
Lineage: Eukaryota; Metazoa; Arthropoda; Insecta; Hymenoptera; Orussidae
Product: tubulin glycylase 3A
Exons: 10
Coding region: 1-2040 (679 amino acids)
Biological process (GO): protein polyglycylation; cilium movement; cilium assembly
Cellular component (GO): cilium
Molecular function (GO): protein-glycine ligase activity, initiating
Source: RefSeq, a predicted model, not a curated record
AUGUCAGAAGUCCGUCAGUACUCCAAGACGGGUCCGGAGUGGCCGCUUCCGGACCUCGAGGGUGGCCAAGUCAGCUUGGUUAAUAGCGUCCCCUCUCUGGAGGGAAGCUGCCCGAAAUCCAGCCUGGACGCGUGUUCUCGAGUCCCGAAGGACUCGUCGAGUCCCGAGGACGACCGCGGCAGGGCGGAAUGGCUCCGGAAGGAGUUCUACUCGUCGGUGAAGGCCAAAGUGGAAAAGGCUGUACAGAAACACAAGAUCUUCCUGAUUCGGGGCGACCUGCCGAGGCUGAGGCAGGCCUUGGAGGAGCGCGGCUGGGUCCAGAAGUACGAGUCGAGCCGGACGAGGACUGUUCCGUACGGAAGCGUCGCGAGUCUGGAGGCCAAGUCCCUGGGGGAUGUCAGGAAGCCGGACGGGACGCUAAACGAGAGGGCUCUGAUCUUUGCCAUGCUGCGGCACAGGCCGCCGAAUUUUGUCUGGGACUGCCGGAACGACUUCGUCGAGUGGGACCGUUCCCUCGGGAGUCACGCUCUUCUCAACAGAUUCCAAAAGUCCUUCGUCUAUACCUCCAAGCUCGGCAUGGCCCAUUUGCUGCAAAACGCUCACUGGCUCUACGAGGAAGAGGUAUCGAGCGUGCGGUUCCCGAGGAGCUACAACGUCAGCCGGGAACCCCGAGCCUUCCUCCAGGACUUCCGACAAACCGCGGCGACGAGCUUGCUCAAGUGGUUCGUCGAGCACACGGAGAACGCCCGAGGGAUCUUCAACGUCGGCUCCCAGCCGAUCCCGGUCAGUCAGCUGGAAUUCGCUAUCAAACGCUGCGAAGAAUUUCUGGCCGACGUCGACCAUCGAACGAUAGACGGCGACGAGGUGGGGGUCCUCGACGAGGAGUGGAGUCUCUUCCUGGACGACUGCUCCAAGGUCCUGUACAAGGGGAACGGCAUCGUCGUGCCUUACGAGGACGCCUUGGAAAGGCUCGAGAAGUAUUACGAGACCGCCACUUCCAUCCUGCGGAAACUGAAAGACGUCGACCCGCAGUACGAGCUCAGCGGCACGAGGAAUAUAUGGAUCGUAAAACCGAGCGAUCUAUGCUGCGGCACCGGGAUCGGCAUCUCUCAUAAUCUUAAGGAUAUCUUCCGCAAGGUUGGCAGCAGACCGAAGGAUUACUUCAUCGUGCAGAAAUACAUCGAACGCCCCUUGCUGGUGCGGAACACGAAGUUCGAUAUCCGCCAGUGGUACCUCGUAACGAGUACCUUCCCCCUGACGAUAUGGCUCUUCAAGGAAGGAUUUUUACGAUUCAGCUCGAAGCAUUACACCUUCUCGACGUAUCACGAGGCAAUUCACAUCUGCAAUACCGCCAUUCAGGAGAAAUACGAUGACGAGAAGAGGAGGCGCAGAAAGAGGGGCGGUCCGGAGGAGCGAGUGGAGGCGGAAUCGAUUCGCGAUCAGGAAUGGGAUUGUCAGAAGUUGAACGAGUAUUUGAAGAGCGCGGGGUACAAAGGGGAGCCUUAUUUCGACGAGAUAUACCCGAAAAUGUCGCAAGCGAUCGUGCUGACCAUGCUGGCCUCUCAGGAGUACAUGGACAGACGUCGCUGCAGCUUCGAGCUCUAUGGGGCCGACUUCAUGGUCAUGGACGACUUGACCGUGUGGCUCAUCGAGAUCAAUACGAACCCCAGAAUGCACCCACCCAGUCUGAAGAUUACCCAGAGGCUCUACUCGGAAGUCCUCGAUAGUCUGGUCAAAGUGAUCCUGGACGUGCCGAUCGAUCCCACGGCGGACACCGGCGGCUUCGAGCUGGCCUACAGGCAACACGUCCCGGACUUCCAGCCGUAUCUCGGCCCGUGCCUCUUCGUCUUCGGGAAGUCCAUGAGAGCGAGGGAACAGCCCGGGCUCAAGGACCGGGAGAAGAAGUCCCGAGGGUCGAAUCCAGGGGGGAAACAGCCUCGGGCCUGGACCGCGCCGCCCAUGAUGCCCAGGCUGCGAGAGCCAAAGGUCGUCGAUUUCAUCGACUACUCGUCUAGCUCUAGUUGCUCCACCACUCGAUGA